Trypanosoma conorhini is the source of this 2070-nucleotide messenger RNA. RefSeq lists its product as uncharacterized. The record is from RefSeq and is a predicted model, not a curated record. The coding region runs from base 1 to 2070 and encodes 689 amino acids. Lineage: Eukaryota; Euglenozoa; Kinetoplastea; Trypanosomatida; Trypanosomatidae. The transcript has a single exon.
AUGCUUCGUUACCCCUGCAUGCGGUGUCUCAGGCGUCGUGGCGUGAGUCUCACUACAGGGAUCCUUUGCUCCGCGCCUUGGAGGAACUGCGGCACGCUUAGCAACGCCUCUGCCGACCCACCUGUCCACCCAUGCCUUAUUGAAGAACUGAAGGAGCUCCUGGGGCGUGUUCCCGCUGGAACUUGGAUUCCGGUUGGAACCCUCUACAACGAUCUCUCUCUCGAUAGCCGCAGACGCCACGUCCGGCCACACAAAACACUUGCUGCGGCAUUGUCGAAAACCACCGGGCUUGGUGUGCAUCUGAAUAAAGCGGGUCUUAUGUUCUGUAAGGGAACCCCACCGAGGGACAUUGAUGCACCGUCAAGUGAGGCAACAAAAAAGGUGUUGAAUGCUUCUGUCCACGGUGGCGAUACGGGAACUGCGGGUAGUCGUGGCAAUGGCGGCGUUGGUGCCAGUUCUGAUCAAGUAGUUGGGACCUAUGUGCGGCCCCUUGAAAAAGCCAUGGGGGAGGCCUACAACGAUCUUCCACCGGUGGACUUCUACUACGAUGUUGGGCUCCGCGAGUACCCGCCUCCGCCUCCGGACUUUGAUGUGACGAUAUCAACAUUACCCUCUCCAUCGAUGAUAGGGGGCGAGGCAGUCCUCUCACUUAGUAGUUUUGUUUCGUACAUUCCACCGUUCUUUGUGCCGUUGGCCGAAGUUCUGCAGGAGAUGCCUGGGUAUACGGAGGAGCAUAUCGAAAGAUACUUUAAGCAUAGUGCUGCAGAGGUAGUCACAGUGGCUGGACGAAAAUAUAUUCGCCUCUACGGUGGCUAUGCGAAGUUCCCCCUGGACGGUUGCGAGGCGGCAGAAGAGCGUUUUGCACGAUAUCGACCUAAUCCCUCCGCACUGAAUCCAUUCAUUGCCUCCUUUGGGGGUGUCACAGGGCGUUGGAUGCCGCUCCGGAUUCUUUUGGAGCGCGUGGGCCCUGCGGCGGUGGCAACGUUGCCGUUUAAAGGCCCCGCCGCUAUUAUUUAUUUCGCUCAGAUGCAGCAUGUUUUUGCUUUCGCCGUUGACCGUGACGGGGGCUCAGUACUUUUGCGUCCGCCGGCUUACGAUGGCCUCGAGUGUGAGACGACGCCGACGCCGAAGAGCUGCAACUGCAUCCUGCGCCUGGUCCCACUGGAUGGACAGGUGGACAUUCGCCAGAUCGAGGAGUCCCUUCCUGCCCCCAUUCAGGAAGAGGUGAAACUGUUCUACGGGACGCUGCUGCAAUUCUUUCGCUUCCAUGCCGCCGUAUUUUCGCUUUCAGCAGACGGGUCUGUGGUGAUGCGGCGUCGCUUUAAAGACCGCAUCGAUAAGGAUCAGCUGUCGCUUGAGGAGCAGCUGACCAUUGCCAUUAAUGAACGCAACAAAAAGAAGAUCCGUUCCAUCCGCCGUCGCAUCGCCUUCCGGAAUGAUCCAUCAAACCCCUUUCACGACCCUGACAACCUUGCGCGGGAGCUGCAUCGCUACCUUCCCAAGAAGGGGCACGUGCCACUCAAAACCUUCCUCAAGAAGAAUGUCCCGGAGGAGUUGCUCAACUACCUGCCGCGACGGUUUUGGAAUUUUUUUAACAACUAUCCCCAAUACUUUCAACACUUUGAAUAUCAGGUGGCCGGGCAGUGGUGUGUCUGCCGACCAGGGCUACCGUUGCCGCGUGGCGUCAUUCGGCAGGAAUUCUCAGAGGAGGACCUCGUGCGGUUGGUAGCCGAGUAUCUUCAACAGCGUGGCCCCAAGGCAUGUUCGAAUAUCAUUCUGCAUCUCCCGCGUGGAGCCCAGGAGGCGGUGCGGAAGCGCUACGGUGGUGUGUUCUACCUCGUGCAGGCGUUUCCUCAGUACUUCAAUGUCGUCUUGCCUGCCGAAGAGGGCAAUGUUGUGAGCAUGGCUACCGUGCACCUGGUGGAGCUUCCAGGCGCGGAAUUCACGGGCAAGCCUGGGCCAGCUGCCGACGGGGAGGAUAGGGAGGCAAGGAAGUGGGCCGAGAACGAAGACAUUGACGACGACGGCAAUGAGGAGGACGAAGAGGCGGUGUCGGUGGCCUCACGGUAG